AUGUCUGCAGAAAUUAUUGCCGUUCCUUCGGCUAUGAUUCCAAGAGAAUUGCGCUCCGAUGAUGAAACAUCAUUCAUGUUCCACGUCGAUAAGAAUAGCUCAUGUGGAUGCUCAUGCUCUUCUUGCCAGUGUACUUCUAUCAUCAAGGAAUAUUUUGAUGGUGAUGGGGUGGACUCUUCCAAUACUGAGAAAAGAGGAUUAGCUUGCGGUUGUUCCUCCUCUUGUUGCGAAUCUGGAAAGAGAGAAUCAACAGCUUCUUCCGAAAGCAAAAUGAAUGAUCCCUCUUCUGGAUGUAUUGAGAAUUGUUUCAUGAAGAGAAUUAGACAGAUUUAUCACUUUGAAAUCGUUUUGGUUCGUAAAAAGAGUGAGAAUAAUGCGAUGGAUAUCAUUGAAAAGUUGAAAGACCAAGCAUUCAUCUCUAUUGCUGAAAGCGAAGGAGAAUUGAGAGUUUAUGUUUCUGGUUAUGUUUCACUUUUUCAGUUGCUGAAUAAUUUGUUUGAAUCUCACCGCAAAUCUUUCCAUAUUAAGAAUGCAAGAACUAUGAAGGUUCAUCAGGUUAAAUUUCAUGAUUCUUGCAAAAUGAGAUGCAAUGGAUGUAGCUCUAAGGUUGAGAAAGCUUUUGUUGAUUUAAAAGAUGUAUCACACAUGUUUUGUGACUUGGAAGAUCAAACGGUCAUCUUUUUCUUUAGCCAAGAAUCCACAAGACAUGCCAUCAACGAUAUUCUUACAAAUGAUUUGAAAAAGACAUAUGAUGUUCUCAACUCCAAUAUCGAAAUUGUUCAUGAAGAACAUAAUCAGGAAAAUGUCCUCACCUUGAAGGUGGAAGGUAUGAGAUGUGGUGGAUGUACCUCCAAAGUCAAGAAAUUGCUUGAAGAUCAAUUCAAAGCUCACGAUGUGAAUAUUGAUCUUUCAGCAAAGAAGGUUGUUUUCAAAGUUGCUGAUCCAAACGUAGAAGAGAAGAUUAUUGAAGAAAUUGAGAGUCUUGGAUACUCAUGCUCUAGAUUUGCCGAUUACAAAGAACACAGUAUUAAGGUUAAUGGAAUGAGAUGUGGAGGAUGUAAAAACAAGAUUACUCAAGCUCUUCAAAGUGAUGAAAGGGUCUAUUUUGUGGAUGUAGAUUUGGAAAACAAACUUGUCAGUGUUCAAUGUGAAUACGACGAGCCAAGUGUGUUGAUUGAAAAAAUCGAGAGUCUUGGAUUUAAAUGCGAAAAGGAGGUUGAGAUGUUUACCAUCAGAACAGCUAAAACUUCUCCAACUACUGCAUAUAAGAAGGAGGUUGAUGAAGAUGCUUUGAAAGAGACACCAUCUACCGGUAACUUAUACUUAUAUGCACCUGUUGAUGAAAUGGAAGAGAUUGAAAUUGAAAUGCAUGAUGUCAGAUUGCUGCAUCACAAAGACGAUGGAGUUGAAUAUGCUGCGGCGUCUCCCAACAAGAAAUGUGUCGUCUCCAUUGAUGGAAUGAGUUGUGCAUCCUGUGUUGCAAAAAUUGAGAAAGCACUUAAGAAAUUGCCUGGUGUUAGUAAUGCCGUGGUAAACUUGAUCAUGCAAAAAGGUGACAUUACUUAUGACGACUCGCUUAUUACUGAAAAAGAAAUUGUGAAGAAAAUUGAAUCACUCGGAUACAAGUGUGAAAGCUUGACAGAACAAAUGUCUAACGAAAAGAACAAGCUUUUAUUAAGCGUCCAUUCAGGCCACAAAGACGAGUUAGUUGACCUUAUUACCCAUAUUCCAGGUGUUAUUGACAUUUCAGUUGGGAUUGAUGAGGACAAGUCCAAUUCCAUGCUUACAAUUUUAUUUGACAGCAAUGUAGUUAAGGCUAGAAAGAUUUAUGAUGAGGCAAUUGCAAGAGCCAGCCAGUCCAACUUCGACGUCAAGAUAGUUAAAUCUUCCAUGAUGAAGAACAAGUUGGACACUCUGGCCAGAAAACAGGAGAUUAAGAAAUGGAUGUUCUACUUUAUCUUUUCUGCAUCCUUUACUUUACCUGCCAUGAUCAUUGCCAUGAUCUUUGGUAAUAUUCAUGAAACCAAAAUGGGGUUGAUGACACAAAUAGCUCCAGGAUUGACUGUGAUGAGUCUUAUCAUGUUUUUGUUGAUCACCCCUGUCCAAUUUAUUGGAGGCUACCCUUUCUAUCUUCUAUCCUUGAAGGCAUUGAAAGCUCGUUCACUUGAUAUGAACGUCCUUAUUGCAAUUGCCACUACUGAAGCUUAUGGAUAUUCUCUAUUUACCAACAUUUACAACAUGGUUGAAGGAAAGAUCUCUAUUGAGCAUGAUUAUUUUGAAACUGCUGCUGCCUUGAUCAUGUUUUUAUCUCUUGGAAGACUAUUGGAAAGUAUUGCAAAAGGGAAAACUUCAUCAGCUCUUGUGACCUUGUUGAAUCUCCAACCAGCUGUUGCAAUUCUUGUCGAUGAAACAGAUAACUCUGAGAAGGAGAUUGAUGUCGAUCUAGUCCAAGAAGGGGAUAUCUUGAAAGUUAUUCGUGCAAAUAAGGUUCCAGUUGACGGUGUGAUUACUUCAUUGGAUGGAGAGGCUUUGGUGGAUGAACAAAUGAUUACUGGUGAAUCUUUACCUGUCACAAAGAAAGUUGGAUCUGAAGUGAUUGGUGGAACCGUCAAUGUUGGAGACACUUAUUUUUACAUGAGAGCCACCAGAGUAGGAUCAGACAGUACCUUGUCAGGAAUCGCAAAACUUGUUGAACAAGCUCAAACAGAUAAGCCACAAAUCCAAGGUUUAGCAGAUAAGAUUUCUUCAUGGUUUGUUCCUGCUGUCAUCUUGCUCAGUAUCAUUGUCUUUGUUGUUUGGGCGAUUCUUGGUGCUUUCGACAUGUAUCCAAAAGAAUGGAGAGCUGACCAUAUGAGUCCCUAUGUCUUUGCAUUGCUGCUAAGCACUUCCACUGUCAUUAUCGCAUGUCCAUGUGCAUUGGGUCUUGCGGUACCUACGGCUACUAUGGUCGGCACUGGACUCGGAGCCAAGCAUGGCAUUUUGAUUAAGGGUGGUAGUCCUAUUGAAAUUGUUAAAAAAGCAACUGCUGUCACGUUUGACAAAACAGGAACCCUCACAAAGGGAGAAUUAGUGGUUGAUGAUAUUGAAAUGUUUGAUGAUAAUGCUGUACUUGCUGACAUUAUUAGAUAUACUGCAGUGGCAGAAUCAAGCAGCGAGCAUCCAAUUGGAAAAGCCCUCGUGAAAUUCUGUAAACAGCAUGUGUCCUAUAACGAGGCAUUAUUCAAUGCCUCCUCUUCAUCAAUGACCGAAUUUAAUGCCGUUUCAGGAAGAGGUAUUAGCUGUAAUAUUGAAAAUGUUCACAUUGAUAUCGGAAAUCAACAAUUUAUGUAUGACCAAGAAUGUGUCAUGCCUGAGUUUAAUGAUUCUAAUCGUUAUCAAACAUUGGUUUUUGUUGCUAUUAACAAAAAGUUACAAGCUUUAUUUAGUUUGUCUGAUGAGAUUAGAGAAGAAUCAUUCCAAGUAGUUAAAGAUUUACAUAAUAAGGGACUAAAUGUAUUCAUGUUAACAGGUGACAACAACAGCGUCGCAAAUUAUGUUGGUGACAAACUUGGCAUUCCAUCGGAUAGAAUUUUCUCGCAGCUUACACCUGCGGGUAAAACCAACAAAGUGAAAGAAUUGCAAGACAAUAAGGAAAUUGUUAUUAUGAUUGGAGAUGGUAUUAAUGAUGCACCUGUUAUUGUUCAAGCAGACGUUGGAAUUAGUGUCGGACAAGGAACAGACGUGGCAAUUGAAUGUGCUCAAAUUAUUCUCAUGAAGAACGAUCUGCGAAGUUUAGUUUCCACAAUUUCACUUUGUAGAAGCAUUUACAACAGAAUUGUAUUGAAUUUUGUUUGGGCUUUUGGAUAUAACCUUGUAGCUGUGCCUUUUGCUGCUGGUGUGUUCUUCCCCCUUAUCAAAGUGAUGAUUCCACCUUGGGUGGCUGGUAUUGCGAUGGUUUCCUCAUCCAUUUGCGUGUUGUUAUCUUCUCUUUCCCUUAGACUGCACAGAAUGUAA
Molecule: messenger RNA, 3993 nt
Organism: Naegleria fowleri
Lineage: Eukaryota; Heterolobosea; Eutetramitea; Acrasida; Naegleriidae
Exons: 1
Coding region: 1-3993 (1330 amino acids)
Biological process (GO): monoatomic cation transport
Cellular component (GO): membrane
Molecular function (GO): copper ion binding; ATPase-coupled monoatomic cation transmembrane transporter activity; ATP binding
Source: RefSeq, a predicted model, not a curated record